This is a messenger RNA of Cladocopium goreaui, 6840 nucleotides long. NCBI's taxonomy places the organism in Eukaryota, Dinophyceae, Suessiales, Symbiodiniaceae. The record is from the annotation of a GenBank genome assembly.
AUGGGAGAAGACUGGGCGCCAGACACUUUGCCUUUGGAGUUUCCAGAUGAGUGGACAGAGUUGGCCACAAAGGCUGUCAAUGAUGGUGUCGUUCAGGUGGACACUGCCUCAGAAGCACGGCCAGAGAGUGACACAGAUCCAGGAGCUGAAGCUGAGGUUGGGCGGGCAUUGUCGACUCUCCAUGAGCGUGUGGCCCGCUUCUCUCAUGUUGUUCGCUUGGAUCGUCCUCAAGAUGAUCCAUUUUGGUUGCCCCAUUUCUGGAACAUUGUGGAAGCGCUGGAUACUGUGGACCACAUGUUCACCCAGAACAACUUUCGCAAGAAGCUUGCAGUGGUUUCUGGAUGCUCUGGAAUGUGUGCAGAAGGCUGGGCUCUCAAGUUGAUGGGCAUGUUCGUCGACUCCAUCAAUUGCUGCGACCUCAAGAACUUGUCGCACGACGUCAUUGCUGCCAACUUUGAAGGGCAGGUCUCCCACUUCUUCCAUACGGUGGCUGAUCAGGUUGCAGGCGAAGGGUGCUACUACCAGCACGACUGUGGUGCUCCUGUCAAUUGCUGUGAGGACACAGCCCCUGACCUGGGCUGCAUUGGCACGCCUUGUCAGCCAUUCAGCAGGCAGAGGACGAAGCGACAUCACCCAGGCAGUGUCCAGGCUCACAAGGACUACAACGCGACCUUCAAAGAUUUGCUGGACUGGUUGGUCCACUUCGAGCCGAAGGCAGGGUUCGCUGAGCAGGUGGAAGGCUUCGAGCUUCCAGAUCUGAAGACUUCUGCAAGCAAGGUCACACCACUGGACAGGUUGUUGGAAAUGCUCGAGAACUGCACCUGGGGGCACGGUGGCUAUCACGUCUUGCCUGUGCAUAUGGAUGCCACGGCUUGGUUGAACAUGAGCAGACCCAGUCCGGAUGCUGGGCCGGAUAGCGAGAAUGACGAGGGCUGGGACUUUGAUUUGGAAGCUGCCAGUUCCGCCAAAGCUUCCACAGAACUCAGCGGCUUCACAACACCUGCCAGGCUUCAGGGCCCGAGAAAGCUUGGGAGGCCUUUUGGGAUCAGAGGAAGUCACGAAUACAGGAGAAGCUUGAAAGAAGCAGCCGAACCUGAUGAAAUCAAAAGUGCUUCAGACAAGGCAAAAUCUGUAAGACUUGAGAAUUUGGCAAAGGCCAGGGAACAAAGACAGGUAUACCAGGAAAAAAGAAGGCUCAGCUUUGGGUCAGAUGCUGCAGCAACAUCUUCGCGUCCUGAACGCUCAGCAAGUUUGGUUGUGCAAUGUGCAGUUGAUCCUAGUCCAGCAGUUGGGUCAGCUUUGCAAAGCAAAUUGUUUGAGUCUGCGCUUUCAGUUUUCAAUUCGGGACGUUGCAAAGACCUCUGUGUUGGCCCAGCCGCUCCUGACAAUGCCAUGCACUCUUUUUCAAAUCAGCUGUUGACAGGCAAUAGCAAAUGCCAGCCUGAUUGCCAAGGCCAAGGCGUUGAAGCUGACGUCGAUGACUAUCAAAAGUCCAUGGCUCACUUUUUCCAGCCAUAUCGGGCCUAUUGUUCAUUGACCAGGGAUGCCGAUGGCUUGGGGGUUGACCGCUGGCAGAUAUCCAAAGUUAUGGUGCGUUCAGCUUGCGCUUUCAAAAAUCUUGCAGGCAAGCUUUGGGGCAAUUUGAUGAACCACGUCCAGACCCUUUUGGAUUCAUCGCACAAUGGUUUGAUGAUUGUUUGCAAGCUCAGGUUUGACGAGACACCAACCAAGAUCACAGUGGCAGAUUUAUGUAGCCAUGACAUGCCAAACCCCGACCAGCAGAAGGCAGGGAAAGCCCAGUCCAGGAAGCAGGUGUGUAAACUCCUGCAGACGGAGGUCAGUGUCGGAGUGCUGUUGCAAUGCAAACUCACAAAGAAGGCAACCUUGUUGACAGGAAGUUUGCCUACGCCGCUACAAAUCCUGGACAAGCAGACUGCCCGCAAUCUCAACUGUGCUUUGGAAGCUUCAAUAGCUCUUCCCAACUUCGAAGAAGUGGCAGCCCGAUUUGAAAGGAAAGUCUUUUUGUGUUGUGCCGAUGAGUUUGCUUCCAAUGAGCCUGCCCAAUUCGGACUGCAGAGCUCGAGAACGGGUUGGCAACGUAUGGCAACCCUUUGUGACAUCCACAAAGGUUCCACUGUGCAAGGCAGAGUCUUUGAUCUGAGCGGGCCAGCCAUCAGUGCAAUCAUCAACUUGGGCUUAUCCAUGUCGCCUGCGGGGUCAAUUGGGAAAUUGCAGACUCUGUUGACUAAGAUCAUCCGAUCCCGUUUCCAGUUGCGAAUUGGAAGCCCUCCUUUCAGACCAGAUGUUCUAGCCUACAAGAAGGCUGUGUUUGACCUGUUCUUCAAAGUGCCCGAUUCCUUUUCCAUGCAGGUGGCAUCUUCGGUUUCAACCAAACAGCGCUUGAAUUAUGGCCAGAAGCUUCGACGCAGGGCAAUCCUUGAGCAUUUUUGCAAUGGCGACAUUCGCUCUGAGCAGAUUGUGCAUUGGGCUCCUGCUGGCCAAUACGCUUCCGAGAAGCAUGCAGAAAACGAGUUUGUCAAGUAUGUGGUGCCAGCUCUCAUCCCACAUGGGAUGCCAUUGUUUCCGAGGUCUAGGUGGUUUGGUGCCGAUGCCUCACUGGAUUACAUUGGGGUCCUGGCUUGUACGCAUUGUGUUCUGGAGCCUUUGAUGGAGGCAUGGUGCGGAAAGGGCAGUGCAGUGGCAAGUGAAAUUGGUGAUGGCAACACUGGCGAGGCAGAACAUGAAUCGGGUUGGGAAGCUUUAUGCAACCUUCAGACCAAGAGCCAGCCUUCGAACCUCAGUUCCCAAAAGCCACAAGUGUCACAAGACAACAGUGUGGAGCAUCCAGAUGAACAAGAGCAAGAGCAGGUACCUGUCCUGCCGCUUGACUUUCCAAAAGAUGGUGCUGAAGGAGUUGGCGAUGACCCUUCAGCUUUUGAUUGGCACAGCUACCAUGACAAGCUUCGAACAUCUGUGUUUGAUUGGCUUUUCCGAGCUCGAGGCCCCAGGCCUCAAACCAUGGUGUGCUUGAUGCGGCAGUACAUGGAACCUAUCCUGAAAUUGAUGACAAAGUUUCUCUAUAUAUCAAGCCAAAAAUGGGAGAAGGACCAGUGGAUUUCUUGCUGCCAGACUGGGGAGCGCAACUUCCGAAUGCUUUUGGCUUGCAUCGGCAAGGAUACAGAACUUGUGUUUGCUUCAGCUGCUCACCUCAUGAAGUCCCCUCCUGUGGCUUUGGCAGAAGUGGAUUGGCGACAAGAUGUCAGCGUUCUUGCUUUCACAAUGUUGUCGCGAUUGGUUUGUGCGACCAAGCAGUUGAUUCACUGGCGGCAUUCCAAAUACCCUUACAAGUUGUUCUCAGCUUUGCAAGGGCCAGAGUUGGCAAACAAAGUUUUCCAUGAUCCGCCGUGCUUGAAGGAUGAAAUCACUUUAGCCUUGUGUUCCCAAUUCACUGAGGAAGAAUUUUGUGCAGACCAGGGCGUUUGCCGCUUGGUGAUUGAAGCUUUGGCAUUGCUGGCUGAGACAGACAUUGGCCCCAUCGAGAGGCAGCACACAAUCAGCAGAAGGGUCGUCCAGUCUCGGAGCCUUGCCAACCCAGCAGUGACAUUGAAAUCGCUGUCAGCUGAUUGGCUUUUGAGACAGGGGGCCCAAAGAAGGGCAAAUUUGAUGUCUUAUUUCUUCUUUGAUUCCUCUGCCACACGAAGGAAAUUCAACAAGUUUGCCAAGCAGAGAAAAUGUGUGCGAAAGACACAGCAGAAGAAGAAGAAGCGAGGCGGUGGUGGGGGUUGGAGAGCAUUUUGCUCUGUUUUUUUGAAAGGCCAGAAAGGGACGCGAGACAGGUUCAAACGAGCCAAAGCGGCAUACUGGGCGUUGCCAGAAGAUGAAAGGAAAAGAUACCGGUUGAUUGGAGAAUUGGCAACCAAGAGCCACAGAGCUGGCUUCAAACCUUUUGGAAGCAGGGAGUCCCACAGAAUGAUUCAAUCAAAUUCUGAAAUUGCUGUUCCACCUGCAGGGCGUCCUAGUCCUAGCCCACCACAAGCGGAACCUGUGUCAGCCCUUGAAGCAUUGGCGCCUGGCUCUCUUUCUUCUCACCAGCACAUGUGCGUGUUGGACCCUUCUCAAGAUUUGUUGGACAAGUUGAAGGAAAUCAAGAAAAAGGUUUCCCAAAGGUCAGCUGAAGAGGCACAGGACCGAGAGAUUGUGGUUGCAAAUGUUGCUGCAUUUUUGAAAGGGGAUGCCCUGGUGCAACCUUCGGAGCUGGCUGACAGCUUCAUCAGCAGAGGAUUUCAAGAUCACGCAGAGCAGUCGGAGCUUCCUUUCAAGAACAGCAAUUUUUUUCCAAGGCCUUGUCCCUUGCCUUGGGUCGAAUGGCUGCCACCAGCGGAUGUCUUUGCUCAGGCAGCGCUGCAUGGGAUGCCAACUACUGCCAAGACAGGCUUGCAUGGCAAGCUUGACAAAGAUUGGGACAACAGGCACCAGAUUUUCUUUGACCACAUGGCGCCUCCAAUCUUUGGACAAAGGACGCCAAAGGGCAAAGCGGUUUUUGUCCCAUCCAAGUGCAUGAAGCUGGGUUUAUGUGUUUGCAGAGACGGUCAUGGGAAACAAGCUUUCCAUUUUACCAUGAAACUGGUAGCAACACUUCGUCCGCUCUUCAAGAAGGGAAGCUUGGAAAAACGCAAGCUUGAAACUGGCUUGGUCGUCCUUUGCUUCCGGAGGGUGGGGUAUGAUGAGACGCCUUUGUUCUACCACCUGGGCUAUUACAAUUUGAAGACCUGGUGCUUUUCACUUCUGGAGUUGGCGGUUGAUACCAGGACUCCAUCAAAACCCUCAAGGAUUCCCUUGCGGGUGGCUGAUCAGCAAGAUGGGUUGGCUUCUCCAUUGCACGGCGUCUCUGUGGCAGUGCAGGCUUUUGCACUGCUGGACUUGCUCUCGUCUUUCACAUGCAACGUGUGCUACAUUGUUAGGAGCAAUGACACUUUCUUCAAUGGCAGUGACAUGAUACCAGAACGUGUUGAGAUUGAUGGUGGCUUUGCAAGCGAUCCCAGUUCUCACGUUUUCCUGUGGAAAGGAUGGGACGAGGAGAAACCAACAUCCAGAAGACCUCCGAACAGAAAGAGGCCAAACCCAGAUGUGAGCCGGCCAAAGGCUUCCAAAAGACAGACUCAGACCCGAAGGCCUCCUGAUGAAACCAAGGAAGAAGAACAUGUUGAAGAAGAUAUCAUCUUUGGCAAUGAUCAGGAUGACCCUGAGCCUGAACUUUUUGAUGGGGACGGUGAAGACAAUUUUUUGGAGCGCAUGCUGGACGAUUGGAAUACAGACUAUUCGCCCGGCAGCAUGGCUCCAGAUGAUCUGUUGGAGGAAGAUGAUGUGGCUUGUGAGGACAGUGGCGAUCCAUUCCGGCUUGCUGCUGGUGAGUGGCUUGAGCAAGCUGAAGCGGAUGACUUGAUCGAAGAGCCUCAGAUCGACGUUCUUGAGACAGUCCAACAGGGAGAUGUUGGUCCAUCUCAGCCAGACACGGUUGAUCCAGUUGGCCCAAGCCAUGUUGCAGACCAUGCAGAUGGUGACAAGGCAUCCACUUCUUCCAGCAGCAGCAACUCUUCAACCAGCAGCAACUCUUCAAACAGCUCUGAGGCUGAACAUGAUGCAGCGCCACCCACAGUGAAGCCCAAAGAAGAUGUCCAAGCUGGAGCUCGGGCUGAAAAGGACACUGAUAUCCGCAUUGAGGUCAAUGAGAAUGGAUCGAUACGGUACAACGUCAAAACUGCCAACCUUGUGGCUCAUUGCUCAUAUCAUUCUGGAAAUUGCAGAAAGACAAGGACAUCAAAACCCAGUGCCAAAGGCAGCAGUGCACAGGGAAGACCUCUAGGUCUCUUGACCGCUUGGUUGGAAGAUGCUGCAAACUUUGCAGAUGCUAAGAGCCACAGUGGCCAGUGCGCUCCUAAUCUGUCAGCUCGGAAGCUUGGCCGAGCGAACUUCAAACUUCUAUCUGGCUCAGAUCGUUUUCUGAAUUACGAAAGGAAACGCAAAGAAGGUGAACCUGAAGAACCAACAGCUGCUCCGAUUUACAUCAUCUUCGUCAGGAAGGACUGCGGGGACAAGGACACAAUCAAGGCCAUUGCCAGAACCAUCCAGGACAUCACGCAGCUCCGUGCCGAGUUUCCACCCAAUACCUGGAUGGAUUUGCUUUUGCCGCCGGGCGACCAGCUUGACCAGGAGAUGAAACACUACUUGAACUGGAUGCGUGUUGGAAACACUGACAAGGAGGAGACACAUGGGCGACUGAAGCAGUGGGAGAGAGAUUCUUUGAGCUGGCGUGACAAGCUUGGAGUGAGUCCAAACUAUGCUCCUUGGACAGGCCAGGCAGGCUUCACGGCAGUCCCAGGAUUGAAUUUGACCCCCAGGAUCAAAGACCUCAUGGAUUGCGUUGUCAUUGACAGGAUGAGGUCAAAGGGCCAGAAUUUCAGUGACACGAAAGCAGAAAUGCGAGAUGUGUUUCUUGACGUGUCGCAGUCUCAUGUGCGCAAGUGUUUCACCAUGAACACUGUCAACAAGUGUUUGACAACGUCCUCAGUCCUUUACUCAUUUGGGGCAGGGCGCAUAGUCUUGCCUAAGGAAAUGCUGUGGUUUCAAGGAUAUCCGAAGAGCGUUCGAAUGCCUUCUACUGUGUCUCCAUCAGACCUUCGAACUUUUGUCGGUGAGGGCAUGUUCUUGCCAAGUGUUGCAACUGUCCUUUACAGCUUGAUUUUGCAUGUGCCAAUGAUGGAUUCCGAUUUGGCUGAGUGCAAUUUCAAUGCCAGCAGUGGCAACAGACCUCCGAAGGCAUCCAAGAUGCGCACAGAGUGA